CCCACGAGGGGGCGGGGCUCAGAUUCCUGUCAGCGGCGGCGGCGGUGGCGGCGGCCGUCAGUGUGCGCUGAGGAGAAGCCCGAAACGGACCCUCUGGCUCUCUCCCUCUCCUCUCCGCCGCCCCGAACCAUCUUCUCUCUCUGGACUCGCCGGGAGUCAGGUCUCUACUCCGCAGAGCUGCUCUCCACCACGCCGCCCUUCUCGUCGCUCGGCCGGGUGGGAAGUGACUGCCCUCGAGGAGGAGGAGGAGGAGGAGAAGGAGGCAGCGGCUGCCGCCCGCGCCUCGCCGCCCCCGGUUCGGUGCCCGCGGUCCCGGAGAGGAGGUGCCGCCGCCACCGCCGCUCCCCCCCUCCCGCUGCCCUCGGGCCGGGCUGGGUCGAGCUGCGAUGCCCUCGGACUUCAUCUCAUUGCUCAGCGCGGACCUAGACCUGGAAUCGCCCAAGUCCCUGUACUCGCGAGAUUCUCUGAAGUUACACCCAUCACAGAAUUUUCAUAGAGCUGGACUAUUGGAAGAAUCUGUCUAUGAUCUUCUCCCAAAGGAGUUACAGUUACCUCCACCUAGAGAAACUUCUGUAGCAUCAAUGAGUCAGACAAGUGGUGGUGAGGCAGGCUCGCCUCCUCCAGCUGUAGUUGCUGCUGAUGCUUCUUCAGCUCCCUCCUCUUCCUCCAUGGGCGGUGCUUGCAGCUCCUUUACCACCUCUUCCAGCCCUACCAUUUAUUCUACCUCAGUCACCGACAGCAAGGCUAUGCAAGUGGAGAGCUGCUCCUCAGCCGUGGGGGUAAGUAACAGAGGGGUAAGUGAAAAGCAGUUAACCGGUAACACAGUUCAGCAGCAUCCAUCAACCCCGAAGAGGCACACAGUUUUGUACAUCUCACCACCACCUGAGGACUUGCUGGAUAACAGUCGGAUGUCCUGCCAGGAUGAGGGGUGUGGAUUGGAAUCUGAGCAGAGCUGCAGUAUGUGGAUGGAGGAUUCCCCCUCCAACUUCAGUAACAUGAGCACCAGUUCCUACAAUGAUAACACUGAGGUACCUCGUAAAUCACGAAAACGAAAUCCAAAGCAGAGGCCGGGGGUCAAACGACGAGAUUGUGAAGAAUCUAAUAUGGAUAUAUUUGAUGCCGACAGUGCCAAAGCACCUCACUAUGUGCUUUCUCAGCUUACCACGGACAACAAAGGCAACUCAAAAGCUGGAAAUGGGUUGGUAUCCACAUUUUUUAAAGUUCUAUCACCAUUAUGCAAAGCAAAAACGAUAAGAAUUAAGUGUUGGUGGUUGUUCUUAUGGAAUGUUUAUGUAUGUAUGUCCACAGCUCAGCCAGCAGGAGUUCCUGAAAUCUUAAAGAAAAGCUUGCAUAGCUGUUCAGUAAAAGGAGAGGAAGAAGUGUUUUUAAUUGGGAAGAACUUUCUAAAAGGAACUAAAGUUAUUUUUCAGGAAAAUGUUUCUGAUGAAAACUCUUGGAAAUCAGAAGCUGAAAUAGACAUGGAAUUAUUUCAUCAGAACCAUCUUAUUGUGAAAGUCCCCCCGUAUCAUGACCAACAUAUAACUUUGCCUGUAUCAGUGGGAAUAUAUGUUGUGACCAAUGCUGGAAGAUCUCAUGAUGUUCAGCCAUUUACUUACACUCCAGACCCAGCAGCAGCUGGUGCUUUGAAUGUAAAUGUGAAAAAGGAGAUAUCUAGUCCAGCAAGACCUUGCUCUUUUGAAGAAGCCAUGAAAGCAAUGAAAACGUCUGGUUGUAACCUAGAUAAAGUAAACAUUCUUCCUAAUGCCCUGAUCACUCCACUCAUGUCAAGCAGUAUGAUUAAGACUGAAGAUGUUACUCCAAUGGAAGUAACAGCAGAGAAAAGAUCUUCCCCUAUUUUUCAGACUACAAAGACAAUUGGUUCGACUCAGCAAGCUUUAGAAACUAUUCCUAACAUAGCAGGAAAUGCAUCUUUUUCGUCACCAUCCUCUUCCCACUUACCUUCUGAAAAUGAAAGUCAGCAGCAGCUUCAGCCCAAGGCAUACAACCCAGAGACCCUGACAACUAUCCAAACACAGGAUAUCUCACAGCCUGGGACUUUUCCAGCAGUUUCUGCUUCUAGUCAGCUGCCCAGCAAUGAUGCACUACUGCAGCAGGCUACACAGUUUCAGACAAGAGAAGCUCAGUCCCGAGAUACAUUACAGUCAGAUGGCACCGUGGUUAAUUUGUCACAGUUGACUGAGGCAUCGCAGCAGCAGCAGCAGCAGCAGUCCCCGCUGCAAGAACAAGCACAGACGUUACAGCAGCAGAUCUCAUCAAAUAUUUUUCCACCGCCAAAUAGUGUGAGCCAGCUCCAGAGUACCAUUCAACAUCUGCAAGCAGGAAGUUUUACAGGGGCCACUGCUGGUGGCAGCAGUGGAAGUGUUGACUUGGUCCAGCAGGUUUUAGAGGCACAACAGCAGUUAUCUUCUGUGCUGUUUUCUACUCCAGAUGGUAAUGAGAAUGUCCAAGAACAGCUUAAUGCAGACAUUUUCCAAGUCAGUCAAAUUCAAGGUAGUGUAAGCCCUGGAAUGUUUUCCUCAACAGAGCCUGUAGUUCACACCAGACCGGAUAACUUACUACCUGGGAGGGCUGACAGUGUCCAUCAACCGACUGAAAACACACUGUCUAAUCAGCAGCAACAGCAACAGCAGCAGCAGCAGCAGCAGCAGCAACAGCAAGUGAUGGAGUCAUCAGCUGCAAUGGUGAUGGAGAUGCAGCAGAGCAUUUGCCAAGCAGCUGCCGAACUGUUUCCUUCAGCUGCUUCAGCAAAUGGAAGCCUUCAGCAGUCUCCAGUUUACCAGCAGCCUUCUCAUAUGAUGGGUGCACUGCCUACCAACGAGGACAUGCAAAUGCAGUGUGAGUUGUUCUCUUCUUCCCCUGCAGUUUCUGGAAAUGAAACUUCCACAACCACCACGCCACAGGUUACAACCCCUGGCUCCACUAUGUUUCAGGCACCAAGUUCAGGAGAUGGAGAAGAAACUGGAGCACAGGCGAAACAAAUUCAGAACAGUGUCUUUCAGACCAUGGUUCAAAUGCAGCACAGUGGAGACAGCCAACCUCAAGUAAACCUCUUUUCGUCUACAAAAAAUAUAAUGAGUGUUCAGAAUAGUGGUACCCAGCAACAAGGGAAUAGCUUGUUCCAGCAAGGGAAUGAGAUGAUAUCACUUCAGUCUGGGAACUUUUUGCAGCAGUCUUCUCAUUCACAGGCUCAACUCUUUCAUCCUCAAAAUCCUAUUGCUGAUGCUCAGAACCUUUCCCAGGAAACUCAAGGUUCAAUUUUUCACAGUCCAAAUCCUAUUGUCCACAGUCAGACUUCCACAGCAUCCUCUGAACAAUUGCAGCCUUCAAUGUUUCACUCACAGAAUACCAUCACUGUAUUACAAGGCUCUUCAGUUCCACAAGACCAGCAAUCACCCAACAUAUUUCUUUCCCAAAGUUCUAUGAAUAAUCUACAAACUAAUACAGUAGCCCAAGAAGAACAGAUUUCAUUUUUUGCAGCACAGAACUCAAUUUCUCCACUUCAGUCAACAUCAAACACUGAGCAGCAAGCUGCUUUUCAACAGCAGCCUCCAAUUUCACACAUCUCAACCCCUAUUCUUUCCCAGGAACAGGCACAAUCCACUCAGCAAGGUUUAUUUCAGCCUCAGGUGGCCCUUGGCUCCCUUCCAUCUAAUCCAAUGCCUCAAAGCCAGCAAGGAGCAAUUUUCCAAACACAGCGCUCAAUCGUUGGCAUGCAGAGUAACUCUCCAUCUCAGGAGCAGCAGCAACAGCAGCAGCAGCAGCAGCAACAACAACAACAACAGCAGCAGCAGCAACAGCAGCAGCAGAGCAUUUUAUUCAAUAAUCAGAAUGCCAUGGCUACAAUGGCAUCUCAGAAGCAGCCACCACCAAACAUGAUAUUUAGCCCAAACCAAAACCCAAUGGCUAGUCAGGAGCAGCAGAACCAGUCAAUUUUUCACCAGCAAAGUAAUAUGGCCCCAAUGAACCAAGAUCAGCAGCCCAUGCAAUUUCAGAAUCAGCCUACAGUUUCUUCACUUCAGAACCCAGGUCCUACGCAGUCUGAGUCACCACAGACCUCCUUGUUUCAUAGUUCUCAGAUCCAGUUGGUACAAGGGUCACCUAGUUCUCAAGAGCAGCAAGUAACACUCUUCCUCUCUCCGGCAUCCAUGUCGGCACUGCAGACCAGUAUAAACCAACAGGACAUGCAACAGUCUCCUCUUUAUUCUCCUCAGAACAACAUACCUGGAAUCCAAGGAGCCACUUCUUCACCCCAGUCACAGGCUACUUUAUUUCACAACACUACAGGAGGCACAAUGAACCAACUACAAAAUUCUCCUGGCUCAUCUCAACAGACUUCGGGAAUGUUCUUAUUUGGCAUUCAAAAUAAUUGCAGUCAGCUUUUAACCUCUGGACCAGGUACCUUGCCAGAUCAGCUGAUGGCCAUAAAUCAGCCAGGCCAGACACAAAAUGAGGGCCAGGCUUCUGUGACAACACUUCUUUCUCAGCAAAUGCCAGAGACUUCCCCACUGGCCUCCUCUGUGAACAGCAGUCAGAGCAUGGAGAAGAUAGAUUUGCUUGUUUCAUUGCAAAGCCAAGGGAACAAUUUAACUGGCUCCUUUUAAUGAGAUGCAAAUUCCAUGAAGAAAGUAAUGAUGAUUCCAAGAUGUCCUGAGAAAUUGUGGUUCUAUGAAGAUCACUGAACUGUUUAAAGAACUAUAUUGGAGUAAAUGGGUAGAUUUCCUGACUGUGAGAACAUACCCAUGCUGCCUGUUGCAGUAAUUCGCCACCAAUGUGCUUUUUGUUUCUAGUAACAGUGAUGACUGAGAAUCUGUUUGAUUUUUCCAGCUGACAGAAUUGUUGCUUUUGUCCUAGUUUUUUAAAUGCAAGGCUGGGCCUCUCAGUUAUUAUUGCUAUUAGAAAAUCAUAUUUGUUAUGUUUACUUACAUUCUUAUUUUCUUUCCUACAUUAUUUUAGUCAAGUAAUGACUUAGGACAAAGUAAAGUUUAGUAAUGACUAAGGCUGUGAUUUUUGUUGAUGUAAAAAGCAUGGAUGUUGGCCAAAGUGAAGGAGUUUCUUUCAGUUUUCAUGGAGAAGCUGAAGGUAUAACUUACAAAAAAGCUGUAUUGAGAACUCUGCAGAUAGGAGGACUCCUCAUCACAUACAUGCAGAUGGCAUGCUUUCAAACUGGGUACAGCUGGAAUGUUACUGAGGUCAUUUUUAGAGAGUUGUUAGUUCUCUGUAUUUCUACUAAGGGAUUUAGCCAUAACUGCAUACAAAUACUUUGUUCUAUGAAAAUGAAGGGAGUAAUAUAUGACACUAUGUUCUCAUAUUCACCUUCAGUAGUUUAAACUGACAGAGUCAUUUGAGUCUGUUUUCUUCUUACCCAGCGUUAGGCUAGUGUUCCCACUUUAUAUGCAUCUGUAUCAUUUUCCUCUUCAGUUUUAGAUAGCUGUUAAUAUACCCCUGGCUUUAUGACCCUGUAGUAAUUUAGAGAAGGCAGCCACAUUGAUCCAGUGACCUGGCAGUCUGCAGCACUGGGCCAGGAAUACUCUUAGGAAUUAUUGGGAAUUGAUUCCUGAGAAAAAAACAAUUCUCCCUCUCUCUCUCUUUUUUUUUUCUUCCAUGAACGGUGCUGUUCUGAAGUCUUCAAAUUUUUCCCUCUAAUGAAAAAACAGUAUAAAAUUUCACUUUACAAAUGAGGCAAGCAAACAUUUCUCAAACUACUACUUCUCCCUGAGCUGCAGUGACGAUAAUUCACUUGUCACCUCAGUGCUUUACAGUUGAAGUGGUCACUUAAUUGAUGGGUCCCACAAGCCUUGGGCUUUACAGGGUCACACCAUUGAUUUAAAAGGAAGAGUUAACUUACGUUACAGCUACAGAGAGCAAAAUUAUACACUCCAGAACUUGCAUUUGUAGCAUUAGUUGUAGUGUUUUGGGUGUUCUUGCCACCAGUGUGGUGCCUGCUUCUCACUCCCGCCUACAUCUGGACACAUGCUUAUGUCUCAUUUAUCUCUGGCAUGUGGAAAGUGUCAAUGCAGCAUAAGGCCAACAUGUGUGGCUUCUGUGUGUUGAUAUGUUUUGGUAUCCUGUUUGUUUCUUUUACUUACUUUAAGUGUCUAAAAAUUAGCCAGUUUGUAGUUUCUUUUCCUUAACCUUAGAUUUCUUUCCAUUUUUUUCUCUUCCUGUCCUACACAAUUGUUGAACUGUGUGGAGCUGUGGUGUUGGUUUUGUUCAUAUGGUCAGAUUCCCCCUUUUGUGAUCUUCCUUUGUUCUUUGACUAUUGUUCUUGUCAUUUGCUUUCUCUUUGUUCUUCUUCCUCUGCCCUGACCCUUCCUUUCUCUCUCUGAGAGGCAUUGGAUUACGUUUUCAGUAGUACAGGCUUCUUGCCGAUAUGAAGGGAACUUUCCAGAAAGAGACCUACUCUGGUCAUUUAAUUUUGAAAACAGUUUUCAAUCGUUCAAGUUUUGGAUGGUUUAUAUCUAAUGUGUGUUUCAUUUUUUUGGAAAGCUAUAUUUUAUAUUUAGGAAAUGGUAUACUAUUUUGCUAUUUGUACUGAGUGAGUACAUUGGCAUAAAUAUAGAAAUUUUUAUAUAUAUAUAUAUACAUAUAUAAACUAUUCUUUUUGCCACACAUUUUUGUGGUAAAUUUGUGAGUUUGUCUGAUGUUCUACCACAACGUGGCGUCUGAUAACAGUGAGGGGUUUGUUAUGUCUUUAUUGAGUAUUUAAGUACCUUUUGAAACAAAUGGCCUGUUUAUCUGUAGCCAUUCCAUCAGGCAUUUCCUUGAUGUUACUAGUGAGCUAAAGGCAAUACUGUGUGUUUGCUGGAUCUCCACUCAGCAAGGUGUUAAAGAGCAAGGAAUCUUCUGAGCUAGUGUCAAAUGGUGUUUGACAAGAAUGAGCCACUCUGUCUUUGUUCACUAUAUAUUUAAUAUUUUAUUAUUGUUGUUGUUAUUAAUUGGCUUUCUGUAUCCUAUGCCUUUUAUUUAUAAAGACACUAAAAAUACCAUGUUUGUAAUUUUAAUAACAUUUUCCCAUCUUUUAAUAUCCAGAACUACUUUAUAAAUUCUCUAAACCAAAAGUAUUUUCCUCAAUGUCUCCCUUCUCCCCCACUCCCUACAGGGAAGAAUCACCCAGCAUAGUUCAGGUUACGAGAAGAGUCAGCCACACAAUUCAGUGCUUCAGCUUUCAGAUGUACAACAGACACUAGCGUGUUGUCUGGAGCAUCAUGGAAAGCAGACCUAGCAGGUCUUAGAAGAGACAGGAGUCAGCGUUUAAAACUACAUUUAUUUCUGAGUUUUCUGAGUUACUUUCUGAGAUCAUGUAGGAGACUCAGGAAAUCUGAUUAAAAUCAAAUUAAAAUGUUACUACCACACCAUGGAUGAAGUGCAGCAAGAAGUCUGGCUUGUGUGGUGACUUCUGUUUGUUCUGUACUAGAAGCUUAUCCUUAUAAAAUGCUGAUUGGCAAUGCCAAGUCACUGGGACCAAUUUCUGUUUUAUAAUGUCUGAGUUUAGAACAGAACAUCACCUGAACUGUAGUGGUUUGAGUGGAUGGAGGCAAAACCCCUCAUUUUUAGUCUCAUCACUUCUGUGGUUAUUUAUACAAGGGCUGUGCUGUGCUACCAUAUUCCUGUUCAAUAAUGAUGGAAGUUUAUUUGUUUUCUUACAUUGUUAAAUGUUCCUUGCCCCUAAAGGUCCGUGUUAAGUACAAUGUUCUGAAUAUAUGAUUUGGUUACAAGAAGUCUUUGUCUUCUUAUUGAAGAGUUAGCUCAGUGGUUGAUACUUGUGCUAAGAAUGCAGCUUCUCAGUUCCUGUUACAGUUACAACUGCCUGUGGGAAGACUCAGUGAGCCAGUAAAGACCUUGGGAAUCAGGACUUAUUAAAUUUAUAUCUGGCAGAAGGACCUAAAUAAACUGUGAACUACAUUUUAUUCCUUUGUUACAUUCAGUUCUUGCUUUCAGCAACUCAUAGAAAUGCUUGGAGCUUAUCUCUCUCUCUCUCUCUCUCCCUCUCUCUCUCUCUUUUCUGUGGGUGAGCAUGCGUGCAUGCAUGUAUGUGUGCUUGUUAUUCCUUAUUGUCAUUCCACACCAGGGAGCAGACAAUUAGAUCUUUUGAUUUGAGACAGAGUUUCUCUGUGUAGCCCUGGCUGUCCUAGAAUUCACUCUGUAGACCAGGCUGGCCUUGAACUUGAGAUCCGCCUGCUCUGCCUCCUGAGUGCUGGGAUUAAAGGUGUGCGCCACCACUGCCCAGCUUAGAUAAUUUGUUCCUAAAAUUUGCUGUAGGCUUUUCUAAUUCUCACAUCAUGUUAUUUAUUUAGCCAAUUUUGGUAUGUCCACCCUGUCUUCUUAGAACAAGUGUUUAAAGGGCUUUGUUUGUUAUCAAAGCAGUAUUAAUGAGAGGCCUCUUUCCCUCCCUCCCAUUCUCCCAUCCUUCCUUGCCCCCCACCUUUAUAUAAUAUUGUAAGUUAUAGUUUAGAAUCUCAUUAUCAUAGGUUUAUUGCCUACCAGAGUUUUAGCUAAUAUACCCAGAAAAAAAUAGAAGGAAGAAAUUGUGCACAUGUCCCUUUAGAAUGAAAAUAAUUCCUUUUGACCUUUUUGAAUGUUUGUUUUUAUUUGUUUUCAAUGAGGCUGCACUACGCUGCCCAAGUACUGGGCCUGGAGGGAUGAAGCACCUUCUCUGGGUCCCUUUGGCCUUUUUAAGCCAUUGUAAAUGUUUGUUUGCAAAAAAUGGAAUCUGUCAGCAAAUAAGAACCACAAUGAAAAAUGACUGACUGAUUCCUAAACUCAGUAUAGUUGUACAUAUUCUCGGGGGUUAGCCUGAGAAUUUUCCUAGUAAAAUUUUCUGUUAUCCCUGUUUCCUGAUUUUUAAUUAGUUAAAAGUUAUGGGAGACCUUGCAGCUUCACUCUGCAUCUGGAGCAUAGGUUCCUUCUCUAAUCAAGAUUUCCUUUUUAUAGCUGCAUGCUUUUGGUUAUGUGGAGGGACUCAAUGAAAAAGAAAAACUAAUUCAGCAUAUGUAUUAGAGAAGUAAUUCAGGCCUAGGGGUGUGGUUCAGGGGUACAGAGUUUACAUCUCAUGUGUAAGGCCCUGAAUUUGAUCCCUAGCACCACCAAAAGGGAGAGAAAAAGGACCUGGGUAUCCACACUAGCAAGAGGAUGAGCACUGGUCCAUCACACACUGAGAGCUUUCCCUGUCUGCCUGCUUUUGUUACUAGAGCUAUUAGUGGAGGUGGCAUUCAUGAUGCAGGAGAUUGACUCUCUACAGUGUCAUUAGUAAAUUGUCCUGGUGCCCUCAUUACUUUUGAACUCUGUUUUCAUGCCAUUCUAAGCCUUGUAUAUUAAUAAAAUUCUGUUUUUAAUGCUCUUGUUCUUUCAGGCAACUUUUUACAUUAGCAUUUUAUAUAGAGAUUACAUGUGUAUGGAAAAGUGCCUUUUUUACCAUGCCAGUGUACCCUUCUUAUAAUUCCACCUUCCACUGUUGCCAGAAAUAUACGAACAACUGGUUUUAACAGGUCCCAACCUAGACUUUUUCAUUUGGCCAUUCUUUUCUCCAUUUCUUGGUCACAAUAGAAGAAAACUUUGUUAGUUCCUUUGACUUGAAAAUAACAGAGAAAGUGCUUUAGCAGAAUUGCUUGGAGAGUAAGUGUAUGCUGUUGAGGCUUACAUGAAUCAACUCUUCAAUUUUCUCAUCCCAACCAAUUAGAGCUGGGUCUUAUUAGAGCAGUAAUGAAAAUUUGGCUGUGUGCAAGAUUCCAUGCACACAAGUGUUUGUUAAAUGUUAUGAAGACACUGCUUAUAGCAUCUUCUCUGACCCUAAUUAGCUGGGUGAAAAGCAGUCAUUAAAACAUAGGUUUUGUAAGGCCUGGGGGUAAUGUUGAUUUUUUUUUUUUAAUUAAACAUGACAAAGUAGUUUAUUAUAUUUCUUUUCUAUCAGAACUUUAGUUAAUUGGCCUUGGAAAGCUUAGUAUCAGAAAAAAAUUAGGAAGAAGUCAUUUGAGUCCUGGGAGAGCUAAGGUAAUUUCUUUAGUGUUAGAUGCAGUUGGAUUGAGUGUCCUGGUUUUGUCCAUUUUGUUGCUGUUCUAGCUCCGUAUCAAAUGGUGGUACCUGAAGAAAGGGCCAUCAGCCACAAACUAAGGACAGUGGUAACUUAAACACUGGAGUGGAGCUAUGUUUCCCAUGGAAGUACUUUUGUGACCGUUGGACGGAAGAUGGCAAACUUUUAUGCAAUAUUCUUAAUACCCUAUUGUGCACUUUAAUCAUUCCAAAUUCAGAGUACUGCAUCCAUUUUUAUUUUGGAUAGCUGGCUUGGUGUAUUUGAUGACUGCUUUUUAAAGUAACUCGGAAUAAGUGUGAAGUUGCUAUUUUCUAAAGGACUUUUAAGACUUGGAAAGGUAGUGGAAGGAAAUGCCUACACUGUAGCAGAUCAUUUUAGAAUAGUAAAGUGAUUGACUGGCUGAUUGGAGAGCUACUUAGAACCAUUUCCUUUCUUGUGUGUUUUAUGUACCUUAUAGAAGAACGCUACAAUGUAUAGUUUCUAUCUGUGGUUUAUGUUAACCAGUAUGGUCCUCCACCCCGGCAGCUAGCAUCAGUAUGAGCAGGAAACUAGUUAGAGGUGUGCAUUCUUGGGCAAUAGCCCAGCCUUGCUGAAUUAAUCUGAAGUUGGGCCCAGCAAUCUGUCUGACCCAAGCCCUCAGGUGAGUCCAAUGCACCUGAGUUUCAUAGCUUAGUGAAAGUGAGAGACUUUCACUCUUAGAGAUUCCUUCUUUACAUAUAUUCAGCCUUACAUAGUAAUCUGUGAUCAUUUAUCAACAAUGGUGAUUUAUUCUCAGUACUGCAUAAGGAAUGCAUAUGUCUUAUGUAUAUACAGUGUAGUUGCUAAUAAUUAAUUUAACUUAGUUUGGCAUUUUCCUACCACUGACUAAAAAGUUUACAUUAACUGACUGAUUUCAAUAUAUAGGUGCAAUGUUCUGUAUUUCUUUAAUUGGUGUGACAUUUACUUAGCUAAAAUAAUUGAUGGGUGCUACAGUUUCCUGUUUAUGCAUAAUAUGGGUACAUUGUGGGCAGUGUAAUACAAGCUUCCUCUUCAUUUCCUCUUACUUUACCAGCAGACCACGGUUUUGCUCUGGCUGGACCAGCUCUCAGAACAGAAUUACCAUUCCGUAUAAUUUUUCUUGUAUCUGAGAUAGUAAAUCAGAUGGCUGGCCAGGCCAACAUAACACCUCUUAGUUGAUUUCUUCUCUUAGUAGAUAAGGAUUCUUUUCAAGUAGCUUACUUGGCAUUUGAAUGCUGCAGUAGAGUGAUGGUUCUCUUUGGAACUCAUGCUUCAGGUGAAAAAAUACUCAAUAACAUAAGAGAGUGCAUUUUAUAACCUGGCUAUUUUUCUCUUCUCAGUUGUGUGCAUCCUAACAAAUAAGCAGAUUUAUUCAUAUUUUUCCUUUAUAAUUCAGCACUUCUAUCAUUAAUCUUCCUUCUACUGUUUACAAAUCACUGAUGAGUUAACUCAUGAAAGAUUCACUUUUCAGAAUAAAACUAAAUGAAUACUUGUUUUCUGAGAAUCACUGCUCUCUGUCCCACACUAGCAGUGCUAAGUGGCUUAUUAUACAAACUGGUGCUGGAAAGUAAGUAGGCAAACUGUUGGGAUGUUCUAGAGAUACCCUCUGUAUACCCCCACCCUCACCCCCGCUGGAUUACAGCCUCUGUUCCUGGACCCAGAGCAUUCUACACAGUUUAUGCAAGCCCCAGUUUAUAAUCCCUCCUUUAAAAAUCCUGCAUUCAGCCAUGUCACCCCUACUUGCUCUUUCAUGUCGGUCCUCCCCCAACCUAGAACCCACCCCAGGAGUAAUGUAUGGUUUGUAGGGGUGACCUCAGGACAGCUUACACUCACACAUAAUCCCAGAUGCAUGAGAGUGGGGUUAGAAUCAAACUUCUGUGACCAAUAAAACUUGUCCUGGCUGGAGUUAGAGCUAGGUAGUUAGAACCCAAGGUGGGUACAAUCCCCAGUACAGAGAGAGAGAGACAGAGAAAGAAAAGAAAAAGGAACUGUCCUGCACUGAAGUGAUCACAAUUUCACUCCUUAGAGACCUUCUGCAGCGCAAUUGAACUAACUCCUUCUAUCUGAUGACUGCUCACCUUAUUUCUUCCAAGGAUAAGCUCCAAGGGAUUGCCGCUUUCCUGGCAACUUGACUGAGUUUCACGCUUUUCUUUUACUUUGUGUUCUAAUGAGUAAUUUGGACUAUUUCAUUAACCUGUUCUCAAGUGAUUUAGCUGCCAUUCUGCCAUUUUGAGUUUUUAUUUAAUUUUAUCUGCUUGAGCACACUGAUCAACCACUGACUGCCUUCUUGCAUUGUCCUGCAAUGAUGUAAGAGUGACAUUUGUGUAUAUGACUUCAUAGUUGGAAUUUCAGAGCACUGACACCAGAUAUUCUCAGUUUGUUCUCUGGGGGAAUUUUCAUUUGCAUCUAUGUUUUUAGCUCUCUGUGAUAACUUGUUAAAUAUUAAAAAGAUAUUUUGCUUCUAUUGGAACAUUUGUAUACUCGCAAUUAUAUUUCUGUAAACAGCUGCAGUCAAAAAUAAAACAUUGAAAGUUUUCA
Messenger RNA from Peromyscus leucopus (white-footed mouse), 12583 nucleotides. RefSeq names its product nuclear factor of activated T cells 5 (gene Nfat5). The record is from RefSeq and is a predicted model, not a curated record. Gene Ontology annotation, cellular component: transcription regulator complex. The coding region runs from base 387 to 4622 and encodes 1411 amino acids. Gene Ontology annotation, biological process: cytokine production; regulation of transcription by RNA polymerase II; calcineurin-NFAT signaling cascade. The transcript has 12 exons. Gene Ontology annotation, molecular function: transcription factor binding; DNA-binding transcription factor activity, RNA polymerase II-specific; RNA polymerase II cis-regulatory region sequence-specific DNA binding. NCBI's taxonomy places the organism in Eukaryota, Metazoa, Chordata, Mammalia, Rodentia, Cricetidae.